AUGGCAUCUUGUAGCAGUGAUGAUAGUGAUAUAGAAUUAUUUGAAAUGAUGUUGGAUUUUGAUGCAGAUAGUGAUAUUGUACAUGUUUCCAUAAAUGUACAAGUUGUAUGCAAUGCAUUAUUGAUUUUUCAAAAUGUUGUUGCUCGGUGGCCUGGGUCUACUCACGAUGCAACAAUAUUUAACCAUUCUGAUUUAAAAGAUCAUUGUGAACAUGGUGGACUUGGAAAUCGCUGGUUGCUUGGUGAUAGUGGCUAUCCCUGCAAACCCUAUCUUUUAACACCACUAAUUAACCCCCGUACCCAAUCAGAACAAUUAUAUAAUGAAUCACAUAUUAAAACAAGAAAUACUAUAGAAAGAUGCAUUGGUGUUUGGAAAAGAAGAUUCCCUGUAUUGUCAUUAAAAGGCAGACUAAAAUUGGAAAACAUGCAAGCUGUUAUUAUAGCAACCGCAGUGCUGCACAAUAUCGCAAGGAAUAUGAACUUAGAAGAUUUGGAACCAGAAAUUUCAGUCCCAGAUAUGAUACACGAAAACAAUAUAAUUGUUCAUAACAAUUUUCCAGAACGUACAUCUGGAAGGCAAUUACUUAUAAAUAAUUACUUCCAAAUUUAAUAUAUAAAAUAAACUCAAUAGAUAU
Messenger RNA from Bombyx mori (domestic silkworm), 634 nucleotides. RefSeq names its product putative nuclease HARBI1. Bases 1 to 609 code for a protein of 202 amino acids. Lineage: Eukaryota; Metazoa; Arthropoda; Insecta; Lepidoptera; Bombycidae. The transcript has 4 exons. The record is from RefSeq and is a predicted model, not a curated record.